Molecule: messenger RNA, 1495 nt
Organism: Physcomitrium patens
Lineage: Eukaryota; Viridiplantae; Streptophyta; Bryopsida; Funariales; Funariaceae
Product: actin-related protein 7
Source: RefSeq, a predicted model, not a curated record
AUGGAGCCAGCUGUGCUGGACUCAGGGUCGAUGUACUUGAAGGCGGGCUUCGCUAGCCCCGACCAGGACCCGUCUAUAAUCCUUCCAACAGCAAUGUCGAGGGUGGAGGAGGAAGGGGGUAAUGGUAAUAGUGGGGUAAUUGGGGACAUUACACAUCCUAUCAAACGAGGAAUGAUUAAAGACUGGGACGCAAUGGAAGAUCUAUGGCGCUAUGUUUUUUACACCGGUCUCGGCUGGGAACCUGGCAACGAAGGCCAGCUUCUUGUUGCCGAACCUUUGUUGACAUCUAAGGUAUCACGAGAGAGAAUGGUUCAGACAAUGUUCGAGACUUUCAACGUGAAUGGCCUCUAUGCAGUGGAGCAGGCAGUGCUUUCUCUUUAUGCAGUAGGACGCAUCACCGGUGUCGCUAUUGAUGCUGGGCAUGGGAAGAUAGAUAUUGCUCCUGUAUGGGAAGGCGCCGUCCAGCACAAUGCAGUCAAGCGUUUUGAAAUUGCGGGUCAGGAUCUCACUGAUCUUCUUGCAAAAGAGCUUGCACAGUCACAACCAGAUGCGAAAUUGGAUCUUGCUGUUGUGGAGAUGCUUAAGGAAAAAUAUGCUACGGUUUCCAAAGACUCUUCAGGUUAUGCUGCAACUGCUGAAGACUGUCCUAGUAUAGAGCACACACUUCCUGAUGGGCAGGUUAUUUCUAUUGGAAGAGAGGUGUAUACUGUUGGUGAAGCUCUGUUACGACCUUCAAUCUUGGGAGUAGAAGAAGACGGCCUGGCUGAACAAUUGCUUCGUAGUGUGUCAAUGUGUUCUCCUUCUGAGAAUCAACGGCAGCUUAUUGAAAACAUCGUAUUGUGUGGAGGCACUUCUAUGAUGGCGGGUUUGGAUGCGCGACUUCAUAAAGAGGCCAUUCUACUUGCGAACCCUUCAGUGCGACCAUCACUGAUCAAGCCUCCAGAGUACAUGCCCGAAAACACAUUGAUCAAUUCUGCUUGGAUGGGUGGAGCGAUUCUUGCGAAAGUAGUCUUUCCUCAGAAUCAGCACAUCACCAAGGCUGAGUAUGAUGAAACUGGUCCUCCUAUUGUCCACCGGAAGUGCUUCUGAUCUCAAACACAUUCUUGUCCUUCACAACUAAGUCCACUACUGGUGUGUUUCCUGCUGAAUCAUCAAGCUGAAAUCAUAACCGUGGUAAGUUUCAAAUCCUAGGUUGCUUACGAAUUGGCGCUUUGUAUGUUCCUAGUUUUCUGCUGAGUGCUGUAAAUACCAAGAGAAACCUCCUUUGAAAUAGUUCUAGAUGUGCUUUGAAGUAAGAUAGAGCAGAGCAUAGUAGCUAAACUUCAGAAGGAACCAGGAAUAUGAGACUCUGGAACAUUCAGUUUUCUGAUACGAUCAGAAUUUACUGCCGAGGUGCAUGGUUAACUUGCUUGGAGGCGUGAGUAACUGUUACUAUUGAACAUUGCUUCUGCAAUCUCUACAAAAUUAUUUCAUAAGUUACUUGCCUCCUAUUGAA